AUGAUCAAGGUGAAAACCCUGACGGGUAAGGAGAUCGAGAUCGACAUCGAGCCCACGGACUCGAUCGAGCGCAUCAAGGAGCGCGUCGAGGAGAAGGAGGGGAUUCCUCCAGUCCAGCAGCGGCUGAUCUUUGGAGGUAAGCAGAUGAACGACGAUAAGAUCGCCAAGGAUUUUAACAUCGAAGGUGGGUCGGUGCUUCACUUGGUUCUCGCCCUUCGCGGAGGGCGGCUUUAG
This is a messenger RNA of Micromonas pusilla CCMP1545, 234 nucleotides long. RefSeq lists its product as uncharacterized. Bases 1 to 234 code for a protein of 77 amino acids. The record is from RefSeq and is a predicted model, not a curated record. NCBI's taxonomy places the organism in Eukaryota, Viridiplantae, Chlorophyta, Mamiellophyceae, Mamiellales, Mamiellaceae. Gene Ontology annotation, biological process: protein neddylation; modification-dependent protein catabolic process; regulation of proteolysis. Gene Ontology annotation, molecular function: ubiquitin protein ligase binding; protein tag activity. The transcript is spliced from 2 exons. Gene Ontology annotation, cellular component: cytoplasm; nucleus.